Cannabis sativa is the source of this 2343-nucleotide messenger RNA. RefSeq lists its product as uncharacterized. NCBI's taxonomy places the organism in Eukaryota, Viridiplantae, Streptophyta, Magnoliopsida, Rosales, Cannabaceae. The record is from RefSeq and is a predicted model, not a curated record. The transcript has a single exon. The coding region runs from base 794 to 2032 and encodes 412 amino acids.
UCUACUUAAUUAAGCUUAAAUUAAUAAUGGGACUCCACCAUAAUCUAUAAUUAACCCUCAUCAUUCUCUUUUUCUUUUUUAUAUUAUUACUGCUAUUAUUUCUUGUCAAACACCCAAAAAAAAACUAACACUGUUCUUACACGCCAAAAUUUUACUAAAUAAACCUCCAUUUUGCAUGGGACACCACAGAUUCACCCUUCGCCUUAUAUAAAUCUAUCUUCAUCUCCCUCGUUUCUCCAAUUAUUCAUUUUCACAUCUCACAACUCACAAACCCAUCUUUUUCUUAUUAUUGCUUUUUUUUUCUUUCUCUCUCUCUCUUCAUUUUCCUUGCUUACCCACAUUGCCGGAUUCUUUCCUUUACCGGGCCAUGGCGGUUGGGUUUCAGAUGAUCCGGUUCAUAUCGUCUGGGUAGGUAGUGGAAUGUAGAGAGAGAGAGAGAAAGAGCUGAAAGAAGAAGAAAAAAACUAACGAUGGAGUUUGAGAGAAGUAGAGAACUAUUGCUCCUCUGGUGUAGAAUCCGAAUCACUCGAGUAGCCCUCGUGGGUGGAAACCACACCGCUUCCAGGUUUUGUACUCGCUAGUUCCUCCAUUUUCUUCCUGAUUGUUAGAUUCAUUUGUCUCUGUUCUAUAUCAAAUUUUCGAACAAUUUGCUGUUCUGGGUUUUACUUUUUUCUGUUGAGAAACGAAAAAAAUUUAAAGCUUAAUUGAUCAUUCAAUUCUCAAGCUCUGCUUUGGCUAAGCUAGGGAUCGGAUCUAGCUGUUUUCCUAAUAAAAGUUUAAAAGGGAAACAGUUAUGGAAUUGGCUCCUGGGAGUGGUAGAGCCAAGAACAAAAACAUGAGCAAGCAUGUCCAUGGUGAAAGAAUGGGGUUGAAUUCAAAUACCCUUUUGGUCAUUAAGCUUCCUGAUCCAAAGGUUUUGCGUGUAAUUUCUCGGUCAGUGUUUCUGGCUGUGAUUUUCAUUACAUUCCCAUGUAUUGGGUCCAUAAUGAGAUGGAGCUCAGCUGAUUCUGGUUCCAGCUUCGAGACUGGUGCCAUUGAUUUUGAGCAAUUAGAUGUGCUUCUCCGUGAUUUGGUCGACGAGGGGCUUCUAUUGAAGAAUAAUAAGGCUUUGGUUGUUAGCCCCAUUGUUCCUAGUACCGUUCACAAGCUUAAAAACUUUGAUGCUAAUCAAAUGGACAUGGUAAUGGAUACGGCUUUGGAGGGCCAAAGCUCAUUCUCUGAAGAGUUGUUUGAUUUUGUCUACGCAUCCAAUUUGGCUGUAGACGUUGAGUUUGUGGAUCAUAUUGUGAAAAUUGGUGGGAUUUUGGCAUUCCCCUUAAGCAAUGAGAAGGCAAUCACUCUACGGGAUAUGACCAAUUAUAAGAUCGCUUAUCUAAGGCGAUAUUCAUCCACCAUUGUAGCCAUGAGGAAAAUUGGCUCUACAGAAGCUUCUUCAGCUUCUAAUUAUUCCCCAAAGAGACGGCUUUUGGGAUUGGCAACUGAGGCCAAGAAAGCCGCAGCUUUAGAAGAUUUGGAAGAAGCAUUGCUCGAGCCACCGAGAUGGCCUAUAAAAAACUUGAAGAACUACUCAAGGAAGAUCAAGUUCCUUCCCCAUUUGAUGGGAAACUCUCUCGACGGUUUUAGGCGUCGAGUCUUUGUUAAUGUGGGGUUGCCUGAAGAUAAAAGGGAUGUAAAUCAAUGGUUUCAUCAAGAUUACCCAAAAAUGGAGCAAGAGUUUGAGGUUUACAACCUUGAUUUGGAGCCUGAAGAAGGGGCUAUUAGUAGUGGAGUGAUUUUUCAAGAGAAUGAUGUCCCCGAUUGGCUGAAGAUAAAUGUGCGUGAAGAAGAGUAUGUUGUGAUGAAGGCAGAAGCAGGAGUGGUAGAGGAGAUGGUGAAGAGGAAAACAAUGCAUUUGGUGGACGAGUUGUUUUUAGAGUGCAACAACCAAUGGUGGAAGGGAGAAAAUAAGAGUAAGAGGGCUUAUUGGGAAUGCUUGGAUUUGUAUGGAAGAGUUAAAGAUGAGGGAGUUGCUGUCCACCAAUGGUGGGGUUGAGGCAAACUUAUGUUAUUUUUUAUCUUUAAUCUAUUUUGUGUCGGUGUCAUGUGAAACCAACAACUGAAUAUGUACUAGUAUUAAAUAAGCAUGGGAGAGUUUUAAUGUUGGGUUUGUGAUUUGUGUUAUGUUAAGCUUAAGCUUUCUAUGAAUGGAGGCUUUGGUAAAAUAAAAGUGUGUGUCGUUUGCAAUUUGUAAUUUAUGGGAAUGCCACGUGAGGAGAAUGACUUAUGUGUAUCCUCCUUUUGGCCCUUGUCUUAAAAUUAUAAUAUUAAUAAGAUGUUUUAUCAUCUUUGUGUGCUUUCUUAAAA